ACGCGGAGCCCCAGGACCAGGCGCAGCCGCAGCCGCAGCCGGAGCCCGAGCCGCGGGGCGGGCGCGAAGAUGCACACGACCCAGAAGGACACGACGUACACUAAGAUCUUUGUGGGAGGGCUGCCCUACCACACCACCGACGCCAGCCUGCGCAAGUACUUCGAGGUCUUCGGAGACAUCGAGGAGGCGGUGGUCAUCACCGACCGGCAGACCGGCAAGUCCCGGGGCUACGGAUUUGUCACCAUGGCUGACCGGGCUGCUGCUGAAAGGGCCUGUAAGGAUCCCAACCCCAUCAUUGACGGUAGGAAGGCCAACGUGAAUCUGGCAUACUUGGGAGCAAAACCAAGAAUCAUGCAGCCAGGUUUCGCCUUUGGUGUCCAACAGCUUCACCCAGCCCUUAUACAGAGACCUUUCGGGAUCCCCGCCCACUACGUCUACCCGCAGGCUUUUGUGCAGCCUGGAGUGGUUAUUCCCCACGUCCAGCCCACAGCAGCUGCGGCUUCCACCACGCCGUACAUUGAUUACACUGGAGCUGCCUACGCACAAUACUCAGCGGCGGCGGCUGCGGCCGCUGCAGCUGCUGCCUAUGACCAGUACCCCUAUGCAGCAUCUCCAGCUGCUGCAGGCUACGUGACCACUGGGGGCUACAGCUACGCUGUCCAGCAGCCAAUCACUGCUGCGGCACCUGGGACGGCUGCAGCCGCAGCCGCAGCUGCUGCAGCCGCAGCGGCCUUUGGCCAGUACCAGCCUCAGCAGCUGCAGACAGACCGAAUGCAGUAGGACCAGCCGUCUGAUCAAAAGUCAAAGGGUUUCUCUUUUCCCUCCCAAUUUCCCAGUUUUUUGUAGUGAAUGAGAGGGUUAAUGUUGACUUUAAUAGCUUUAAAGGGAGAAGGCAAAGCUAUCGGGAAGCAGCGGAGGCAUUACUUUUUUCACACUCUGGGUAGUGCUGGGGAUGAAGAGGGGAGGAUGGGGGUGGGGGAAGAGAAGCAGUUUUGGAAGUCAAUCCCAAAGAGCCUGAGUUACACAGAUAGCCACUAGGACACAAUGGCAGGGGUAUCAAAUGGGACUUAACUUUUGUAUGGGGAUUUUUAUUUUUUGCUCUUUUUAUAGUAUCAGGGAAGCAAACUGCCUUUUCCAAGUUAGAAAAUGCUUUGUGAAUCUAGCUGAACCAGGGAAAAUGGAGUGAGCAAUAUGUAGCUUGGAUUCUGUGUAAUAGUAGAUUUUUAAAAACAAACACAAACAGAUGGCAAAAGCGCUGGUUGUCCUUCGGCGCAGUCCCCCCGGUGGCCUGCAGAACUAAAUGGGCAUCGAACAAUCAACUUAAGAGUGUGACAGUAGGUACAGUGGCAGGCAGGUACCAAAGCUGUUUUCUCAUCUGUCCUGUGGACUUGUGGGAUUGUGGAGUGACUGAUACUGUACCCGCCCACCGCUCAGACAAUCAAUGGCACACACAGUUCGGGAAAGAGUCCAUCCCUUGUCCUUGCUGGAGGAGCUUGUCACAUCCUAAUCCCUCUCCCCAACCUGUUUCACUUGGGGAAACUUUCAUCUGCUGGUCGGGCUUCCGCCACCACUUUUCUAUUUAUUGUAUGGACCGACCGUGGAUCUUGGGUAAAGGCAGGUGAAGUCAGCGGAUGCUCAACCCUUCAGGACCGCCUGGAGGGCCUUUAUUUUCUUCCCCUGUUUUAAAUAAUUUUACACUUUUUAGUAUCUAUUUCAGAGUCCUAUUUAAAACUAUUUAUUAGUGACUGCAGUACCUAAGACAGCAAGGUUCUUGACAUUACAGGUCUUUGAUGGUUGAUGAUCAUGUACUUUAUAAUGUGCCUUAAUAAUAAUCCUAUUUAAGAUAUUUAUUUUUAAGUUUUACUAUGCUGCACUCUAAAGGAAGGAACUUUAGACGUGACACUGUAAAAUUAUGUAUUCAUCUCAUGGCAUAAGUUAUUUAGUAGGUCUAGAUGUAGCAUAUUAAAUAUUAACCUAUUCAACUAAAGAUGUUGGCUUGGAUUUAUUUAAAUUCCUAUGUGCACUGUUCAAGAGGGUACUCCUACCUGAACGCAUCUGAGUUUAUUUUAGUCUUGAGAUUUUUUUGCUGUUAAGCAGGCUAUGUUGCUCUUUCUGUGCUUCCUUCUCUUGGUUGUUUUGCCGCUGGGGAUCUCCUCAAUCGGGAACUCAUGACUUCCCCACUUUCCUUGUGUAGUGCGUGUAGUUUAUUAAAAUACGGCUUUAUAUUUUCCUUCUGAAAGUGCGAUACUUGCAAUUUUUACUCUUAAACGAAAUUGAAAUACUAUUUUACACUGUAUUGGACUUUUAUACUUGAAGAACUUCAUACAAGGGACAACAGGUUAGCGUUUUUAUGGACCUCCUCCAUUGUCACUGGAUUUAAGUAUUCCCAUGCCAGACAGUGGUACGCAAUGGAGACGUGGCUCUCCUGUACAAAUUAUUUAUUUGUUGUGUAUAUCGCUUUAUAACAUUUCAGAUCUUCUAAUCUAUUCACUUGUAUUAAAUAUAAUUUU
Messenger RNA from Microtus ochrogaster (prairie vole), 2510 nucleotides. It is a transcript of the gene Rbm24, whose product is annotated as RNA binding motif protein 24. The record is from RefSeq and is a predicted model, not a curated record. Gene Ontology annotation, molecular function: mRNA 3'-UTR binding. Gene Ontology annotation, cellular component: cytosol; nucleus. Gene Ontology annotation, biological process: regulation of alternative mRNA splicing, via spliceosome; positive regulation of myotube differentiation; mRNA stabilization. Lineage: Eukaryota; Metazoa; Chordata; Mammalia; Rodentia; Cricetidae.